UGAAGCAGGGUCUCUUGGAUCGUAGCCCAAAAGGGAAAUCGGGAGUCGAUUAUUCCGGACUAACGAGGUCUAUAUGGAGAGGACUAACUUGACGAAAGAUGCAUAUUGCCUAACGAACGUACAUGCGCAUACACAGCUGAUUGAGUGCUUAAUCUACAAUAAAUGUGCACACGUCGACUAUAAGAAUCUCCUCGCCUCGCUACUCGGGCCAACCAUUUAUUCGAUCAAUCUCUAUCAAUCUUCUCAGAUGGCCGCCGCUCCGUACACAUUUCUUCUUCAACGAAUUCUUUUGUACGCUACAUCUAGUUAUAAGUAGCUGGGCUACGGCUCUUGACAAUAGGUAGCCCCUGCGCGAGAGCUGCUUGGGUUUCCAAGGCUGUCAGACAGC
Molecule: messenger RNA, 388 nt
Organism: Aspergillus ruber CBS 135680
Lineage: Eukaryota; Fungi; Ascomycota; Eurotiomycetes; Eurotiales; Aspergillaceae
Exons: 1
Coding region: 74-316 (80 amino acids)
Source: RefSeq, a predicted model, not a curated record